AUGAUCUUCCAACAACUCGGACAACUAGUCAGAUGGAGCUGGGGAUAUCAUGUUCUGCUUGCUCCAAAAGACAAGUAUGAGGAGUACAACAACGAAUCUGUUGAGGAGGGCAGGUUUGGAGGUGAUGCCAUUGGUACCGAAGAGACGGAAGGUCUGAUCGAAGGAAUGGAUGGCCAUGGUGAUGAUGAAUAUCAUGAUCAUAGUGCUGUUGGAUCUGAUGACUCGGAAGCUUAUGAGCCUGCCGGACGGACUCCAAUUGUUUCACGAUCACGGACAUCUCUCAAUGGAUCUGAGAAUGGAGGCUACGAAACGCCUAAGAAACAAAACGGCCUCAACGGUCAUGGCAAUGGCAGUGCAUACCCACUGCCAGAGGAGGAAGACGACCUCGAUGAUGGGAUAUUAUCCUUCCCGCGCAUUCGUCAACCCGACGAGCCAGAAAUCCCCUCUGGGAUCAAAGGAAUUCCCACGAGAACGAAGCUUCUGUGCAAGAGAACCGGCGCGUCCGUCGCAAAGAGGUUCAAAAAGCUGGCCCAUCGCAUCUAUUCCAGCUUGCCACGUCCCGUUCAGAUUUCUAUCAACGUUCUUUACCGGGCCUGGAUUCGUGUUUACGCAUUUCUCUGGGAUUUCAUGAAUCCGCCCUUGUGGGCUAUGCUUAUAGCGGUCGUCGUUGCCUCGGUUCCUGACCUACAGCGUCUCUUCUUUGAGGAGGGCUCCUUCCUCAAAAACUCCGUCACUAGCGCAGUCACCCAAAGUGCUGGUGUGGCAGUGCCCCUUAUCCUGGUUGUUCUAGGAGCGAAUCUUGCUAGAAACACACAGAAGCGCGAAGGAACUGACCCGGAGGAGGCACAGAUUGGCACACGUCUACUCGUCGCCUCGCUCAUCUGUCGCAUGCUGCUUCCAACCAUUAUCAUGGCUCCGAUCUUGGCAAUCUUCGCCAAGUAUGUCCCGGUCAGCAUCUUGGACGACCCGAUUUUCGUCAUUGUGUGCUUCUUACUUACUGGAGCACCGAGUGCGCUCCAGCUGGCGCAAAUCUGCCAGAUCAACAGCGUUUACGAGAACGUCAUGUCCAGGAUCCUUUUUCAAAGCUACGUCAUCUGGUAA
Molecule: messenger RNA, 1101 nt
Organism: Phaeoacremonium minimum UCRPA7
Lineage: Eukaryota; Fungi; Ascomycota; Sordariomycetes; Togniniales; Togniniaceae
Product: putative auxin efflux carrier superfamily protein
Exons: 1
Coding region: 1-1101 (366 amino acids)
Biological process (GO): transmembrane transport
Cellular component (GO): membrane; endoplasmic reticulum
Source: RefSeq, a predicted model, not a curated record